Patella vulgata (common limpet) is the source of this 3364-nucleotide messenger RNA. Its product is annotated as catalase. Gene Ontology annotation, cellular component: mitochondrion; peroxisome; cytoplasm. Gene Ontology annotation, biological process: hydrogen peroxide catabolic process; response to hydrogen peroxide. NCBI's taxonomy places the organism in Eukaryota, Metazoa, Mollusca, Gastropoda, Patellidae. Bases 91 to 1620 code for a protein of 509 amino acids. The transcript has 12 exons. The record is from RefSeq and is a predicted model, not a curated record. Gene Ontology annotation, molecular function: heme binding; catalase activity.
CAAUAGUUUCAAGGCCGUUAUUCAGUUUAUCUGAAUGAUAUUAGUCUUUUUUUCUUCAGACAGAACACAAGAAAUCCAAUAAACAGCAAGAUGGGGAGCCGAGACAGAGCUGCCGAACAGAUGAAUGAGUUCAAGAAGCAACAGACGAAUCCGGAAGUGAUGACUACUGGAACAGGCGCUCCUAUAGGGAGCAAAACGUCCACUUUGACCGUUGGACCCCGUGGCCCGGCUCUUCUUCAAGAUUUUGUCUUCACAGAUGAGAUGGCUCAUUUUAAUCGUGAGAGAAUACCAGAGAGAGUUGUCCAUGCCAAGGGAUCAGGUGCUUUUGGAUAUUUUGAAGUAACUCAUGAUAUUACCAAGUAUUGUAAAGCUAAAAUAUUUGAAAAAGUUGGAAAACGUACCCCAUGUGCUGUCAGGUUUUCAACUGUAGGUGGUGAGAAGGGAUCUGCCGACACAGCCAGAGAUCCAAGAGGAUUUGCUAUGAAAUUUUACACGGAAGAGGGCAACUGGGAUUUAGUUGGAAAUAAUACCCCCAUCUUCUUUAUCAGAGAUCCUAUACUGUUUCCCAGUUUUAUUCACACACAAAAGAGAAACCCUGCUACAAAUUUAAAGGAUGCUGAUAUGUUUUGGGAUUUCAUCACCUUGAGACCAGAAACUUCCCAUCAAGUGUCUUUCUUGUUUUCUGAUCGAGGAACCCCUGAUGGUUACAGACACAUGAAUGGAUACGGAAGUCACACCUUUAAACUCAUCAACAACAAAAACGAGGGAAUUUACUGUAAAUUCCAUUUCAAGACUGAUCAGGGUAUUAAAAAUUUCUUUGGUGAUAAAGCUGGAGAACUAGCAGGAACUGAUCCAGACUACGCUCAAAGGGAUCUUUAUAAUGCUAUCAGAGAUGGGAACUUCCCAUCAUGGUCAGUCAAAGUACAGAUUAUGACUUAUGAUCAAGCUGAAAAAUUUAGAUGGAAUCCGUUUGAUCUAACAAAGAUAUGGCCACAGAGUGAGUUCCCCUUGCAUCCUGUUGGUAAAAUGGUGUUAAACAGAAAUCCUAAAAAUUAUUUUGCUGAAGUUGAACAAAUUGCGUUUUCACCAGCUCACAUGGUACCAGGUAUUGAAGCCAGUCCAGAUAAAAUGUUACAGGGUCGAUUAUUUUCCUAUUCGGACACCCACAGACAUCGUUUAGGUAGCAACUAUCUACAGAUUCCAGUCAAUUGUCCUUAUAAUACCAAAAUACGUAAUUACCAGCGAGAUGGACCACAAUGUGUAGAUGAUAACCAAGGUAAUGCUCCCAACUACUUCCCAAACAGUUUCAAUGGACCUUUAGACAAUCCCAAACAACUGGAAUGCCCCUUUAAAAUAUCUGGAGAUUGUCAGAGAUACAAUACUGCUGAUGAUGAUAAUUUCUCACAAGUUGGAACAUUCUGGAGAAAGGUUUUAAAGCCCGAAGAAAGAACUCGUUUGAUUGAAAACAUGGCUGGACAUCUGAAAGAUGCUCAAGAGUUCAUCCAAAAACGAGCUGUCGAAAAUUACAGUAAAGCCGAUGCUGAUUAUGGAAAACGUCUACAGGAAGCUUUGAGUACCUAUAAGAAGAAAAGUCAGGAUGGUGUACCUGCCAAUUUGUAAACAGAGAGACAGAAUACCAACAACUGCAAUGGUUCCUUGAGGAAAAGUGCAUCAGUUCCAAUCAUUGAUGAAAUUUUUAACAAAUUUAAAAAAUAAUUUGUGAUCUUUUCUUGCUUGCUCAAAUAUUAAGCCAUGUAUAGAGAGAUAGAGUGAGUUUAUUUCCUGUCAACAAGAAUUAUGAUUAUAAUGCACUUAGUUUCUUCUUAUUGAAAAUGAUUUUACCAAAAUAUUUAUAAAUUUCAUUUGUUCUAAUCAGAUUUGAUGAAAAUAUUUGAAAAAUCAUAAUAUUUAUUUAUUUUGUUUUUGAGAAAUAUAUGUUGGUUAGUGCUACAAAUUAUUAAGCUUGUGGGUUACAUAGCUCUGAUCCUCUAGCCAACUUAGUUCAGAGAAAGAAUAUAACUUUUUGAACUGGGUUUUAGUCCCUGCCUCUCUCUCAUCAGCCCUGACAGACUUUAAAAAUUCAUACCGGAAUGUGUGUACUUUUCAUUCCACGGACUAAAAAAAUCAAAAAAUACUGAUCAAUGCAUUUCUUAAUUGAAGCUAAUCAUAUACAUUCUCCAUAGGCUGAUUUUCUCUAAGAUGCAAUUAUUUUGCUGGGAUUUUUGUGGGGGAGGCUUCCCAACCCUGCACCCCCUCCUUGAAUAUAUUGGCACCGCCACUGAACGGUAAGUUCAAAUCUACUGGAUCAUUAAUUUCAUAUAAAAGAGAGUAAUAUAAUAUGUGUUUUGAGAAAUAAUUACAUGGAAUUUGAAACAAGAUUCGUGAUCUGGCAGUGGUGUAAAUAUUUUUAAUAAGGUAUUAAAUGACAUGAACCUAAUUGUCUGGAAGUUGUGAAACUAGAGAUAAAUUUUGAAAAGUUUGAACAAUUUUCCUGCCCUACAUAUAUUAUUAAUUUUAGCACAAAUCUAAAAUUUUCUUGAUUCUGAUUGAAACACCCCUCUAAAUUUGAAACAGGUAGUGUUUAUCCCCUUAAUAUAUAUUUACCAAUACUCUAUAUAAAAACCUUCAGAAAUUCAACAAUUUCUCAUCACUUAAUGUCUUUAUUUUUGGGAAUAUGUUGAUUAUAUACAGUUAAAAAAUGAGGGGCAUUUGGUGACAAGGUGUGGUCUUUUCGAGUCAAUUGGCGUGGUUUCAAUUCCCAGUUUGUACGUGACAAGAAGUAAGGUUGUCUGUACAACCUCAUGGAUUUGCACCAAGUCUUCUGGUUUCCUCCCACUACUAAAGACACCUACGUGCAAGCAAAUUAUUUAAAUAAAAUUAAACCAUCUGUUAGUCCCGAAAUGAUCUAGUUUGUGUCAAGUAGAUAUUAAACCCCAUUUCCAAACAGCCUACCUGCUUAAAGGGUUCAUUUCAGACUAAAAGGACCAUGUAUUGUGGCCAGAAUAGCUGAACAAGAAAGAAAUUGUUAAAUUCUUUAAUAAUGUUUUUGAUUAAUGUUUAAGUGUUGUGUGAUAUUUUUACCUGUAUCCACUGUGUAAUUCAGGGAAAAAUUGUGUAUGAUUGAUGAAAAUGAUGUUUUGUUUAAUUGAGAUUUGUGCAAUGAAUAUAAUUUGUAAAAUAUGUAAAAUAAUUGACAGUAUUGUUACGAAUAUUUAGUAUAUAUUAUAUACAUGGAUAUUGUUGAAAUGAUGACAAUGGUAAAUAUAUUAAAAGUAAUAUACAAAACACUGUGGAAUAUAAUACAAGAUUGUGACAUUGAAAUUGAAGAUCAAUCCAUGAUGAAAUAAAAUAAGUAAAAUCUUUA